AUGUGUAUGUGGUACUCAGUGUCUGGUCUCGCCAUUUAUUUCGCGUCAUGUCAGAAACUGUCCGAUCCCUGGCAGCGAUUGACAUCAGUUCCGAUGUCAUGCCCCCCAGAGUAUGUAUCCCGACUGCUUACCGUGAAGGUGAAGGACGUUUAGAAGACCGAUGUUUGCGUUAUUGAAACUCCAGCAAGGUCAAGCUUGAGUAAAUUUCAGUAUGUCACAAUAACACUCGUAGCUGAAUAUCUCUUGUAUUUCCUGCUUCUCAAGCGUGACUCAAUACCAGUUCGUUAUGUCAUCAUACAGACGCGUGCUCCCAUAUAAAAGCAACGGAGAAGUGUCUUUACAGGACUUGUGGAUAUUUAAAGUGAUGAAUAUCAGCAUUUCCACAGUAUCAAGUUGAUCUAUUAUUAGCGGACGGCGACGUUCAUUUUGAAAGACAAGAAUGUCAGGAAACCACGUGACAUCAGAGGCAAAUGGGUAUUCACCGGAUCCCUCCGCCAUGCAGAACCAGACCGGGAACACUCAUCCGGGGUCCGAUCAGACAGAUUCUCACGAGGACAACGCACCAGCGUCUCCAACGGAACAGAACUCGGCGGCGGUGGAACGUCGUGCGUUGUUCCAGAAGCAGCCAUCAUCUAAACGAAAUACCUUCCCAGCUAGCGACAAUCGACCUCCCGAAAACCGACGGUGGUCCGACAUCGAUGAGCAAGGGGCAAAGCCAGGAGUAGUUUUUAAACGGCAGUCCAGCUUUGACUUUGUCCACUCCGACUCCUUCAGUAGGAAACCUCAUUCUGAAAAGCUGAAGGAGAUCGAUCCCGAAAAAGUGCCAUGGUGGACUUCGCAGCGUUUUGGGUUGUCCAUUCUGUGGUUCUUCGGCUUCCUGUGUCUGUACUCACAGAGGGUGAACCUCAGUAUAGCCAUUGUCUCCAUGGUCGACCACGAAGCCCUGAAACACUCGCAGCAGGUGACCUAUACUGUCGCAAACAUGACCAAUGGGACAGCAUACAAUGCAACAUCGCCGGCAACGAACAUAUCUGAAGAAGAACAGUGUCCGGUUUCCUCCUCUAAGAGCACCACGGGUGGAGAGUUUGUGUGGAGCAAGCAGCUCCAGGGUCUCAUCCUUGGUUCCUUCUUCUGGGGGUACCUCGUGCUACAGGUGCCCGGGGGGUGGCUCAGCGAGAGGUUCGGCUCCAAGAAAGUGGUGGCCUUUGCAAUGUUCCCUGUGGCCAUCUUCAAUCUGCUGACGCCAGUUGCUGCGCGGACUGACCCCUAUCUCUUCCUCGCAGUCAGGGUCAUCGUUGGAUUAGGGGAGGGCGUCUUGUACCCAGCAGCACAGGCCUUCUGGGCGAGAUGGUCUCCACCCCAUGAAAGAAGUCGACUUAUAGGAUUCUCGUAUGCGGGUGGUCAGUUUGGCAACGCCAUGAUUUUCCCCGUCGGUGGCUACCUGUGUGCAUACGGCUUCGACGGCGGUUGGCCCUCUGUGUUUUAUGUUAUAGGAAGCGUGGGGUUCAUCUGGUGUGUAUUCUGGUGUAUUUUCGCCAGCAACUCCCCCGCCGACUCACCGAGGAUCUCGGAGAUAGAGAGGAAGUACAUCGAGUACUCUGUUGGACCACUGAACAGAGGCAAGCGGACCACUCCCUGGAAGUCUAUCUUCACGUCCCGUGCCGUGUGGGCCAUCAUCGUCGCCCACGUGUGCGGCAACUACGGGAUUUACAUGUUGCUGACGCAACUCCCAACAUACAUGAAAGAUGUGCUCAAGUUCGAUAUUAAGGCAAACGGCCUGUUUUCCAUGCUGCCCUACCUGUGUUUCUGGUUCUUGAUCACCGUCUCCGGGGCACUGGCCGACCUGCUCAUAUCCCGGAACAUCCUCAGUGUGGCCUGGACCCGCAAACUGAUGACCUGUAUCGGUACAAUAGCUCCUGCAAUGUUCCUGAUUGGGACAGGAUAUAUGGACUGCACCCAGCAGGCCGGAGCUGUCGUCAUGGUGACGCUGGCGGUGGGACUCUGCGGCUUCCACUUCAGCGGCCACUUCAUCAACCACGGGGAUGUCGCGCCACAGUAUGCCGGGACUAUUUUCGGGAUCACCAACACCGCAGCUACAGUUCCAGGUAUCCUUGCGCCCUACAUCGUCGGAGCCAUGACCAAAGAUGGAACGAGAGAACAAUGGCUGUCAACCUUCUACGUAGCCGCGGCUAUAUACUGCUUCGGGGCUAUCUUCUACCUGUUUAUGGCGAUGGGCAACGUGCAGCCAUGGGCUGAGGCCGGCGACAUGAACAACGCCGGUGAACAAGACAACAUGGUGACGUUCAAACUGAACGACAUCACAGAGGAGGGCCAGAACGGAGAUCAGGACCACCCGGGACGGACGCUCAUGACGAAUGACAGGAAGGAUGUUUGAGGAUACAGAUGGUGUUUGAGGAUACAGAUGGUGUUUGAGGAUACAGGUGGUGUUUGAGGAUACAGGUGACUAGCAUAUCUGAGGAUUGCGUUGGGAACUUAGGUCCGUCCCUGUGCCCACCGUCCAGUCGAAAGUAGAUAUUAAUCAAAGGGACCAACGUUGAUCUCCCAAAUACUACAUGUAGAAGCUUCAUAUGAAUGCAUAAGUAUUAUAUAUUUACAAGAGACUAGCCCCAUGCAAAAGUAUUUUUUUGCCAUAUAUCUCCUUGUCCACCCUUCCGACAUUUAUAGCAGGUCUUUUUAGUCGAAGCCAACCCUAUUGAGGCCCACUGAAGUAUAGACAGACAAUUGUACCGUCCACUGUCACCUAGCCAAUGCGCAUGCGUUGGUCGUAACGGAAGCGUGACGUAAAGGCACACCUAUGCCUGGUUAGGGUUUUCCGACUAUUUGGUUUACGAUAAGUCGAUCCAACUAUUUAUUCCCGUCGCGUCUGUUAUCAUAUUUGUAAACAAUAUGUUUAUAAACAGAUCGACCAAAGUUGAUCUGUAUCUAAGGGAAGCAACUCUUGACUCGAUGUAGCCACUACUAAAACAUCAAUAAGUAAGAGAUCGCUUGUGAAACAAUUGUACACAACCACCGUUGGUUGGUUAACGCCGCACUCAGCAAUAUUCCAGCUCAAUGACGGCGGUCUGUAGAGAAUCGAGUCUGGACCAGACAAUCCUGUGAUUGAAAACAUCGAUUCACGCAAUUGGGAUACGAUGACAUGCAUCAACAAAGUCAGCGUGCCUGACCACCCGAUCCCGUUAGUCGCCUCUUACGACAAGCAUAGUCGCCUUUUACGGCAAGCAUGGGUUGCUGAAGACCUAUUCUACACAACCACCGACCCGUAUUUGUAAACACAUGCAUUAAUAAACAAAGAUAUACAUGACCUUACCUGAAACUAACGUACAUCUGCGAGUGUAUUGACAUAACGGUCAUCCAACACGUGACCUUAGCUAGAGGAUUCUGCGGUGAAGGUCACUCACGCGCACGAUGAAGGUAAAAUUUAAUGCAUUUAACUGCGUCUCAAAGAAAAACAAGUUGCAGCCGACGUGUGUGUUCUCCAUGUUGGUGCUAAAUGCAAUGACGUGUAUGUAAACGAAGUUCAAUAUGUGUAUAUUUUCCUGCCAAAAACGUCUUUCCUCUUGCUGAAUUUAAAUUAGUAAAUAUAGACAUACCCCAUUUGUCAGAUACCUAAGUUGGCAUUUGUGAUUUUAAGGUAUCUCACAAAUGGGUUACCUGAGAAAUGGGGUGUGGCCCUUUGAGCGGAGAAUCUAAACUGGAAAAAGAAGUGCAUGGUAUGUGUAUUGGAAGCGCCUGUCGUGAGAGAUUACCUGUUGUCAUACAAGGAGGAGAGAAUCUAUUAUCAUUGUUAUAUAUAUUUUGAUAUAUAUUUUUUGUUGCCAUUUUGCCGUGUACGUGUUUAUUAGUUUAUUUUGUAUAGGCUUGUUAAUAUUUUGGGAUAUAAAUGUACAUACAUAUAUAUUUACGUUAAAGACGUUGUCCGGUGAUCGUCUUAAUCCCAUUGACGAUAUUACCCAAAUGUGAUAAAUUAAGUUCAACUUGAAGAAUCUCACAUCAUUGUAUGUGUAUGUCACACAGGAAGACCAACAUUUCCUCCUGUAGAAUCUUUCCUCAUUAGUCGUCAUAGAAUCAGGCCAUCUGAUUGGUCAUAUCCAUACUACUCGACUGGUCGGCCUUAACGGUGAAAAUGGUUGGCACAGUGCCAACAACUUACCUUAAUCUUUAAGGUGAGGCAAUUUGGGGACAGUCGUCGUUAGCCCGUUGAUGUUGGAACAGUUUCAUGAAUUAUAAAUGCGGAUCCAGCAUUUCUUAAAAGGAGGGGUCCAAAAUAUCAAAAUACUCUCUCAGAUAGUUUUACUGCCUUCAUCAAGUGUUUCUUAGUUUGCUUUCUACGAAACCCUAGAAAGGUCUAGGAGGCGAAGCAACUUAUUUUGUCCGGCAGCGGGACAUGGGAAUAUUUGUUGUUACCUUACAAGAUGUUAUUUAGUUACUUUAAACAUAUUUUAUUCAGAUUGAAAUGGAUUGGGAACAAGUUAUCCAACUUAGGACCCCCUCUCCAUGGUAUUUACAAAAGCUUAUACAGUAAAUCAUAUACAAGGAAAACAGAAAAGAAGAUGAGUGUAUAGAUAUUAAUGAAAUGUACAAAUGAGAGUCUAGUAUAUUUACAUUAAAGUGUUACCCAAAUCUCUUUGUAUGACUUAUAAACAUUUGCACUGCCUUAAAGAUAUGUUGAUUUUCGAUAAGGGACAAACAUUCAUUUCCGUUUAACAUCUUAAAUCUAAUCUAAAUCUAAUUUAACAUUUUUGUUCUGUAAUAUGUCUCGAAAUGUUUUUAACAUAGAUUUUCUUUGGUGGACUUACAAUGGACACUCUAACAAAUAAUGAAAUGCGUUUUCACAUGGAUUACCACAUUGAUAUAUUGGAUCACAUUUUAUCUGUAUUCUGUAUAAAUCAUAAUUUAACUAGCUUUUCGUGUAUCUUAAUCGAGUAUGAUACAUAUUCAACUUUCUAACACCAUAGGAAAAAUAUGGAGGUGCAAUAACUUGCACUUUUUGUAUGUGUCUUGAAUUGGGAUGUAGAUGUACAGUUUCUACCUGCUGCAGGAAUAGUGUUCCAUAACCUUACAGUUGAUGG
Messenger RNA from Haliotis rufescens (red abalone), 5090 nucleotides. RefSeq names its product sialin-like. Gene Ontology annotation, biological process: transmembrane transport; monoatomic anion transport. The coding region runs from base 440 to 2395 and encodes 651 amino acids. NCBI's taxonomy places the organism in Eukaryota, Metazoa, Mollusca, Gastropoda, Lepetellida, Haliotidae. Gene Ontology annotation, molecular function: transmembrane transporter activity. The transcript is spliced from 11 exons. The record is from RefSeq and is a predicted model, not a curated record.